GUUCCGUUUCCUUGGCGUGAGCCGUAGCGAAACCGUCAUCCAUCGACGACUUCCGUCGCGCCCGAGGCACAGCGAGGCGCCCGAAACAAUUAAUUGUCUCCAUGGCGGCAACGACGACGGCGACGUCGAGGCGGGCGCCGGCCGUCCUCGUCCUCGUCCUCCUCCUCCUCCCCGCGGCGGCGUCCGCCAGGGGCGACGGCAACGGCGUGUACGAGCCGUGCGCGGACGCGACGGUGAGCCGCGGCGACGGGUUCACCUUCGGGGUGGCCUUCGCGGGGCGCGACGCCUUCUUCUCCGGCGGCGUGCAGCUCUCCCCCUGCGACAGCCGCCUCAACCUGGCGAACGCCGGCCCGCUGCUCGCGCUCUUCCGCCCCACCGUCGACGAGAUUUCGCUCCUCACCGUCAACGCCUCCGACCCCAAAGCCCUGACAUCUGCUGGUGGGUACAUGGUGGCCUUUGCCGGGAGGAAGUUCGCGGCAAGGUCGCCGCCCGUGUUCGUCGGCAACAGCUCGUACACAGUCACCGGCUUCACCCUGGUGUUCGAGUUCCACAAGGGCACGCUGCAGAACCUCUUCUGGAAGGCGGACGGCUGCUCGUCGUGCUCCGGGAACCCUAACUUCGGGUGCGUCGAGAACAGCUGCGCGAUCAAGACGUCGAGCUGCAGGGGCAACGGCGGCGGGCAGGUGGACUGCAGCCCCGGGAUCCAGCUCGCCUUCUCCGGCACCGACAAGCACGAGGCGGUGCUCAACUCGUGGUACGAGGUGUCCAAGCUGAAGCAGUACUCCCUCUUCGGCCUCUUCUCCAACCUCAAGGACUCGCUGGCGGGCCAGUUCAGCAACUUCUUCUAGCGCGUCGUGUGUGCUCGGUUAGUCCCCCUCGUCUCGAGCAGCUUCCGGAGGCAGUCACACACGUCGUACCAUAGCGUCGUCACCCCCGUGUGCUGUUUGUUCAAGGUAUCGUGGUAUCGUCGUGUCACUUGUGUAACCAAAAUGCUUUGUAUAUCGAUUAUCCAGCUGCUAUGUACACUCGUUAAUUGUUAGGUGUAGUCGUAUAGAGACGAUGUAAGCUACGCUACGUACGAAACUAGUGUAUUUUUUGUAAUGUGUGUAUAAAAAUGGGAUUUGUGUA
Molecule: messenger RNA, 1128 nt
Organism: Triticum dicoccoides
Lineage: Eukaryota; Viridiplantae; Streptophyta; Magnoliopsida; Poales; Poaceae
Exons: 3
Coding region: 102-848 (248 amino acids)
Biological process (GO): protein histidyl modification to diphthamide
Cellular component (GO): cytosol
Molecular function (GO): metal ion binding
Source: RefSeq, a predicted model, not a curated record